Messenger RNA from Asparagus officinalis (garden asparagus), 471 nucleotides. Its product is annotated as probable WRKY transcription factor 15. NCBI's taxonomy places the organism in Eukaryota, Viridiplantae, Streptophyta, Magnoliopsida, Asparagales, Asparagaceae. Gene Ontology annotation, molecular function: sequence-specific DNA binding; DNA-binding transcription factor activity. Gene Ontology annotation, biological process: regulation of DNA-templated transcription. The record is from RefSeq and is a predicted model, not a curated record.
AUGGCCGUCGAUUCUGAUGAAACUUCUCGAAAAAUGGACGAUCAGAAUCGGAUCAAGGAAACAGCCAUCGCAGGCCUCCAGAGCAUGGAAGCCCUCGUCCUCACCUCGGGCGCCAUGCAAUCUUCACGGGAAGGAUUCGUCUCUGUUCCUCACUGGCCGGCGGCGACCGCACCGUAUUCCCAACGGGCAGAACCGCUCGCUUCCUCGUCCAAGAAGAAGUGGCCCCAGCCGGCUCCGGCGGUAACGCACCGCUCCGGCGGCCGCUGCCAUUGCUCUAAGAAAAAGAAAAAUCGGGUGAGGAGAUCAAUCCGCGUGCCGGCGAUAAGCUCGAAGAUCGCCGACAUCCCCAACGACAACUACUCAUGGAGGAAGUACGGUCAGAAGCCGAUCAAGGGGUCCCCUCACCCUAGGGCCUACUACAAGUGCAGCAGCGUGCGGGGCUGCCCGGCGAGGAAGCAGUGUGAAACUUAG